Leucoraja erinaceus (little skate) is the source of this 3874-nucleotide messenger RNA. It is a transcript of the gene ikbke, whose product is annotated as inhibitor of nuclear factor kappa B kinase subunit epsilon. Gene Ontology annotation, cellular component: cytoplasm. The transcript has 21 exons. Gene Ontology annotation, molecular function: ATP binding; protein serine/threonine kinase activity. Gene Ontology annotation, biological process: peptidyl-serine phosphorylation. Bases 287 to 2431 code for a protein of 714 amino acids. The record is from RefSeq and is a predicted model, not a curated record. NCBI's taxonomy places the organism in Eukaryota, Metazoa, Chordata, Chondrichthyes, Rajiformes, Rajidae.
AAUGAGUGAAUGCUUGUGCCGCCCGCCGCUCAGUGGACAAGUCCGCCUGCAGGAAGCAACAACAACCUGCCCGAUUGUACAGAGAAUGGGCAGGUUUGAUGCUCAAGCGCCGCCUACCAAAACCUGCCCCGCUUCUCUUUCACUUUUCAUUUCGUUUAGCCAGUGUUGAAACAUAUCUGGUCAGGCGCCGAGACGUCAGUCACCAUAUCCAGCAAAGAAGCCGACUCUGUAUCGAGGCCUAGAGUCUAAGCCUGUUAAACGCUAAGGCUCCUUUCACAAACCAGGGAUGCAGAGCACUGCCAAUUACCUCUGGUUACUCAAUGAUAUCCUCGGACAGGGAGCAACUGCAAGUGUAUAUAAAGCACGUCGCAAGCAAACUGGCGAUCAUUAUGCUGUCAAAGUGUUCAAUCAUGUCAGUUAUCUGCGUCCGUAUGAAGUGCAGAUGAGAGAGUUUGACAUGUUGCGCAAAUUAAACCACAAGAACAUUGUGAAGCUCUUGGCAGUGGAGGAAGUGGGAAGCACCAAGCAGAAGGUCCUUGUGAUGGAAUACUGCGCCGGCGCAAGUCUGCAUAAUGUUUUGGAGGAAUCGGAAAACGCAUUUGGUCUGUCGGAAUCGGAGUUCCUGAUUGUCCUGCAGAGUGUUGUUGCUGGCAUGAACCAGUUGAGGGAGAAUGGUGUAGUGCAUCGGGACAUUAAGCCAGGGAACAUCAUGCGAGUGGUUGGAGAGGAUGGUCAAUCAGUCUAUAAACUGACCGACUUUGGAGCAGCCCGAGAACUGGAGGAUGAUGAACAGUUCAUGUCACUUUAUGGCACCGAGGAGUAUUUGCAUCCGGAUAUGUAUGAGCGCGCUGUCCUUCGUAAGCCACAGAACAAGAAGUAUGGGGUCACGGUGGAUCUGUGGAGUAUCGGUGUGACAUUUUACCAAACAGCUACUGGCAGUCUACCUUUCAUUCCAUAUGGAGGGCCCCGCAAGAACAAGGAGAUGAUGCAUAAAAUCACAACAGAGAAGCCGGAGGGAAUGAUAGCAGGAGUGCAGCACAGAGAUUGUGGCCCAGUGGAGUGGAGCAAGGAGCUGCCCAUCACCUGCAGGCUCUCAGAAGGCUUAAAGUUCCUGUUGGUUCCCAUCCUCGCAAAUAUCUUGGAGGCCGAUCAAGCUAAAUGUUGGGGAUUUGAUCAGUUCUUUGCAGAAACCAAUGACAUCCUUCAUAGAAGUGUGAUCCACAUCUUCUCACUGCAGCAAGCUACAGUACAUAAAGUCUACGUCCAUUCCUACAAUACAAUCAAUGUCUUGAUGGAUGCCAUUUUCCGACAGACUGACGUACCUGCUGUGGAGCAGGAGUUCAUGUAUGAAGGGUAUUGCUUGGAGCUGGACUUGGUCCAACAGGUACAUUUGGUACCAAAAACAACGGAGGAGAGACCAAUCAUCUUAGUGAGCAAGGAGCAGAAGGCACCCAUUGGAAUCACAUAUAAAGAACCUGAUGUACCGACCUUUCCACCCAAGUUUGACUUAAUCAGUGAUGCGAAUCUUGCAAAGAUUGUGACAUGUGCAGUUCACCAGCUGCUAAGGAUCACAAAAUCCCUCAUGAAAUGUCAGGACUUCAUACUCCGGGGCGUAUAUUGGAUGCUUGCCAUUUUGAAAGAGGAAUGCAGAAAAACGGUUCAGCGGGUUGCAACUUUGAGUCUGAAGCUGGAUUUCUGCAAGAGCACCAUGAUGAGAAUUCAGAAAAUAUAUGGCCAACAGUCUCGAAUGAAUCCAUCCGAGGGAGGUGAUGUACACAUGAAGUUACAGUUGACAGUGCAUUUCCUGGCAACCAUCUCCCAGAAUGUUCAAAACAGUCAGAAGCAACUGGAUCAGAUCGCAGUUCAAUGGUCCAAUACCAAUGACAUCCAUCAUAAAGACAACACAAUUGGCAAAGUGGAAGUCCUGCUUGAAAAAGUGUCUGCUAUUCACCGGCAGCUCAAAAAAGAUCGAAUGAGAAUGAAGCUUCAGUACAAUGAUGAGCAGAUCCAUAAAUUUGAGAAACUCAACAUGGGGAUUCAUGCCAAGAAAGUGCUGGCGUUAGUUCGAGAGGAUUGUGAACAGAAAUAUAAGAAGCUGCUGACGUGUGUAAAAGAUUGGAUGAGGACUGCCUGUGACAUCAGGAAACAACUGAGAUCCUUUGGUGAACAGUGUGAGAGCCUCCAUUGUGAUCUGGAGAACUGUGGAACUUAUCUGAACAAUAUGUACGAUCAGAUUCCCUUGAAGGUCGAAGGAGACCAAUCUACGACCAAAUCAGCAGCUUCAACUGUCUACCCUGACCAGAAAUGCAUGGAAAUGGCCAUCAGGAUGAAGCAGCUGAAGCAGGAGAUAGAACAUGUAACGAAGGAACUCCAGCAGAAUAACAUGACCAUCCAAAGCCUGAGUGAUGGUCAGAAACCUCAAGAUAUCUAAGGUUUGGGCGUUGAAGAUGAGAUACAGGAGAGAAGGACGAGUUGUACUGUGACUUUAUAAAACAUCACCAUGGGAAGGACUGGAGUCCCACUAAAAACUGGACAUGUAUUUGCGUUACUGAAGAAUGCCGAGACAAAAGAUUCACACUUCCUGUUUGAGUCGUCGUGAUAUAAACUGAGCAAAAAUGUUAGGAACCCAUUUUACCUUUCCCCCAGUUUAAGGAUAUGUUAAAAAAAUUGGGAAUAAUGGGAAAUGCAUUGGAUAUAUAAACAAUUCUAGAAAGUGUGUGUGUGAACGAGAGAAAGAUCGGAACUUAUGUCUAAUUUAAAUUUGUGUGUAUAUUUGUCAUCAUUCCAAAUUUUUUGACCCAUUUUUUCAACUUUGGGAACCAGUGUGGACAGAAGGAUCCAGAGUUGUUCUACUAUUCAGUAUGAUCAGGGGCUACUCUUCUACCUCAGUACCUGUCCUAGUCUAUUAAUGGACAGUGCAGUCCUUCCAGAAAUGCUACUUGAACUGUUGAGUUGCACCAACACUUUGUAAAUUGAAUGUCCACAGAUCUGUUGUAGCUCUAAUGAUGCAGUGCCUGAGGACGCAAACAAUCUUUUGGUGUCCUUAUUGCAAUCUGCAGUUCCUUCUUAAACAUCACAAGAGAGAGACCUAUGUCAGACCCCUAUUCAUAGACUACAGCUGAGUCAUUCAGGGCCGGAUAUCAAAUAAUGAUGAGAUGGAGUAUAGGAAGGAGAUCGAGAACCUCAUGUCCUGGUGUCGAGCCAACAACCUUUCUCUCAAUGUCAGCAAGACAAAAGAGAUAGUGAUCGACUUCAGGAAGUGAAGCGGUCCACAUGCCCCAUUCUGCAUUCAUGGUGCUGAAGUAGAGAAUGUUGAAAACUUCAGAUUCCUAGGAGUCAAUAUCACCAACAACUUCUCCUGGACCACCCAUAUUGAAGCAACGACCAAGAAAGCACACCGACACCUCUACUUCCUUGGAAAGCUUGGGAGGUUGGGCAUGUCCCCCACAACUCUCACCAACUUUUACAGAUGCACCAUAGAAAGCAUUUUAAUCAGGAUUCAUCGCAGCUUGGUUUGGGAACAUCUCCAUCCAAGACCGCAAGAAAUUGCAGCGAAUAGUGGACGCAGCCCAGACCAUCGCACAAACCAACCUCCCUUCCAUUGACUCCAUCUACACCUCGCGCUGCCUCGGCAAGGCCAGCAGCAUAAUCAAGGACGAGUCGCACCCUGGCCACUUCCUCUUCUCCCCUCUCCCAUCAGACAUCCUACCACAACCAGAGAGCAGUGCGGAACUAUUAUCUUCCUCUUUGGUGACCAUCGGACUUUCCUUCAUGGGACUUUGCUAGCUUGCACUAACCUUGCACUAAAGGUUAUUCCCUUAUACUGUAAAUGUACUGUAAUACACUGUAAAUAAACUGUAUGGCUCGAUUAUAA